AUGUCUUCUACUAAUAACAGUGCACCUGAGAUCAUGAUUUUCAGACCAACAUGGGACGAAUUUAAAAACUUUAGUAGCUACAUCGAGGUGAUGGAGUCCCAAGGGGCUCACAAGGCUGGUGUGGCAAAAGUUAUACCACCACCAGAAUGGAUACCAAGAAAAAAGAAUUAUGAUGAAGAUGAUAUUAUGAGUAUGAUAAUUCCCUCUCCAAUUCGUCAAGCUGUAGAACGUACAAAAGGCAUUUUUGAACUAAUUAAUGUUUAUGAGAAAGCCAUGACAGUAGCUGAAUUCAGAAUAAAAGCUGAGUCUGAGAAAUAUAAGACACCUAGCCACCUUAAUUAUGGGGAUCUUGAAAGAAACUUUUGGAAAAAUGUUAUUAACAAUUCCCCAUUGUAUGGUGCAGAUGUAUCUGGAUCUAUAACUGAUGAAGAUGUUGAUGUUUGGAAUAUUAACAAAUUGGGAACCAUAUUGGAUUAUGUAAACGAAGAUUAUGGUUUAACUAUUGAAGGUGUUAAUACAGCUUAUCUUUACUUUGGAAUGUGGAAAACCUCAUUUCCUUGGCACACCGAAGACAUGGACUUGUAUAGUAUAAACUAUAUACACUAUGGAUAUCCAAAGACAUGGUAUGCAGUACCUCCAGAACAUGGUCACCGCCUAGAAAAAGUGGCUAAUGAAAUGUAUCCAGGCUAUGCUUCAAUAUGCCCGGCAUUUCUUCGACACAAAAUAGCUGUAAUAUCUCCUACUCAGUUAAAAAAAAAAUGUAUCCCAUUUAAUAAGAUCACACAAGAGCAAGGUGAGUUUAUGAUAACAUUCCCAUUUGGCUAUCACGCGGGCUACAACCAUGGGUUCAACAUUGCAGAAUCUACUAAUUUUGCUACACCUCGUUGGGUAGAAUAUGGUAAAAGAGCUUCACAGUGUCAUUGCCGUCCAGAUUCGGUAAAGUUCAGUAUGGAUACAUUUGUGAAGAGAUUUGAACCUGAAAAGUAUGAGUUGUGGCUUAAAGGAAAUGAUAUCGGUGCCCAUCCAGAAGACCCUUCUUGUACCUACUUCAGAUGGGCACACACCUAG
Macrosiphum euphorbiae (potato aphid) is the source of this 1068-nucleotide messenger RNA. The record is from the annotation of a GenBank genome assembly. NCBI's taxonomy places the organism in Eukaryota, Metazoa, Arthropoda, Insecta, Hemiptera, Aphididae.